This is a messenger RNA of Megalops cyprinoides (Indo-Pacific tarpon), 6543 nucleotides long. Its product is annotated as ankyrin repeat domain-containing protein 50-like. Lineage: Eukaryota; Metazoa; Chordata; Actinopteri; Elopiformes; Megalopidae. Gene Ontology annotation, molecular function: protein binding. The transcript is spliced from 4 exons. The record is from RefSeq and is a predicted model, not a curated record. Bases 696 to 4874 code for a protein of 1392 amino acids.
GAGAGAGAGAGAGAGCUAGAGAGAUUGUUUGUGAGGGAGGAGGGAAUUCUCUCUGAGGCUGUAGAACAGUAGAGUGACUUGCCGGACAAAAAAAAAAAAAAAACUUUGAGGAAAGAAAGGAGAAAGAGCGAGUGAAACGAAGGAGAGAGAGUGAGACGUUCAGAACGCAGAAGGGAAUGUAGUGAACACAGGCUGGCAAGAGGAAGAAAAUGAAACAAAGCGAUUACUAUCUGUGAGAAAGCGCUCGUGGCCGCCUCUAUCUCACACACACACACACACACAUACAGGAAGAACAGAAGGCUGGGGAAUCAGGAGGGAUCCUGUAGGAAGCACUUCUUUUGGAUGUGCCUUUUUUUAUUGACUCUGGGGACACGGGUGCGGCUGCUGGAGGUCUACAUCGUCCUCGGUCACCUGCUGAGAGGGCUGUGAUGUCUCCACAUGUCAGACUGUGAGUCCUCAGCCCCUCACACAGAUUCAUUCACACCCCGGCUCUCUGGAGCGCCGGUGUGGACAGACAGACCCACACGGACCAGAAGGACUGUUCCCCGCCGCCGCCGCGAUUGUAGCGACGGAGGGGGUCCCCUCUGGGGAGCGGGCUCGCGGGGUGCCGCUUGCGGGACACCGACGCCGUGGGUGAGCAGGGGCCGGAGGAUGGGCGGCGGGGUUCUCAGGCUGCGCGGCUCCCGGGGGGACCGAUGAGUAGCGGGAGCCUCCCCCAGGGCCGGCGCUUCCACUGCCGGGAGUGGGCCCUGGGGAAGCUGCGGCGCUGGCUGGACGGCCGCUGCGCGGGGGUCCUGGUGACGGGCGGCCCCGGCGCGGGGAAGACGGCCCUGUGCGCGGAGGUGGCGCGGCCCGCCUCGGACGCCGGGCUCGGGGCGGGACUGGCGCCCCGCUGCCUGGCAUCCCACUUCUGCCAGAGGGAGGACGAGAGGACCGUGUCGGUGUGGAGGUUCGUGCUGGGCGUGGUGGAGCAGCUGCGGCGCAGCCCCCUCCUCCCGCCGGCUUACGCCGAAGCCCUGGACGCUCCCGCCGUCGCCUGCACCCUGGAGCCGCUGCAGUGCCAGCGGGACCCUGACGAAACCUUCAAAAGGGCGGUGCUGUUGCCCCUGCAGGAAAUCCCCCCUCCGGCCCACCGGCUCUUCCUGCUGGUGGACUCCCUGGACUCGGGGUUCCUGACGGGGGCUGGAUCGGGGAUGAGCGGCUCCAUCGCCGAGCUCCUGUCCAGCCACCAGCAGCUGCUCCCCGGCUGGCUGCUCCUCGUCUGCUCCGCGCGGCGGCAGAACCGCGCCGUCUGCAAGAUGUUCUCAGGAUUCCGUAAGCUGACCCUGGAUGACCUUCGCAAGGCGCCGGCGGUGCGCGACGUUCAGCAGUACAUUCUGCGCCGCCUGGACCAGGAGGGGGCGCUGCGGAGGCAGCUGACGCCAGAGACGGCCGACAUGCUCAACCUGCUGCACAUCAAGAGCGGCGGCUGCUUCCUGUUCCUGGAGCGCGUGCUGGACGGCGUGGCGCGGGGCCUGGUGGCCGUGCGCGAGAUCCGCGACAUCCCCGGCACCCUCAACGGCCUCUACCUGUGGCUCUGCCAGCGCCUCUUCCCCAAGAGGCUCUUCUCGCUGGUGCGGCCGCUCCUCGACGUCCUGCUGGCGUCGCCGCGCCCGCUGACCCCGGAUCAGCUCUACGGGGCCGUCUGGACUCGCGACACCACCCUCGGGCCCGGCGACUUCCAGCGCCGGUUGGAGGCGCUGUCUCCGGUCCUGACGGACGGGCCCGGGGACGCCAAGGUCCUGUUCCACGCCAGCUUCGCCGAGUGGCUGACGGACGUCAAGUACUGUACGCAGAGGUACCUGUGCAGUGUGGAGGAGGGCCACACCAUGCUGGCCAUGUCCCUGUCCCUGCGGGCGCCGCAGCUGGGGACCGAGGAGGUCUGCCGCCUGGCGGCCCACCUGAUCCGCUCGGGCGCGCACGCGGACGACCCCGCCCUGCUGGCGCUGUGGAUGGUGUGGAGCGGUGUGCCCUCCAUCGGCGGGCCGCCCCCGUCCCCCUCCCGGCCCCCUCCUCCCCCCCCGGUCCUGGUUCAGCGGGACGUCCUGCAGCUGCUGCUGAAGAGCGGGGCGUACCCCCCAUCCCGCGGGGGGGUGCACUGCAUGGAGGACGGGGAGGGUGUCCCGCGGCAGACGCCGGAGGGGGCAGACUCGGUGCGGUUACUUUUGGACAGCGGGGCGAGCGUCAACCAGGCGGACCCAGCCGAUGGGCGCACCCUGCUGGCCGGCGCCGCCCAGACCGGGGCGGGUGAUGUGGUCGAGCUGCUGCUGUCCCGCGGGGCCGACCCGGGGAUCGGCGACCACCAGGGCCAGACCCCGCUAACGCUGGCUGCCCGGCAGGGCCACGUGAGGGCGCUGCGGGCCCUGCUGGACUGGGCGGGCCGGCGCGGGGCCGAGGGAGCGGCGCUGGUGGACCGGGCGGACAGCGAGGGCUGGACGCCGCUGCGCUCGGCGGCGUGGGGCGGGCACGGCGAGGCGGUGCGCCUCCUGCUGGCCGCUGGGGCCGAGGUGGACGGCUGCGACGGCGAGGGCCGGACGGCGCUGCGGGCGGCCGCCUGGGGGGGCCACGAGGAGAUCCUCCGCACCCUGCUGGAGCACGGGGCGCAGGUGGACCGGCCCGACCGCCAGGGCCGCACCCCUCUGAUCGCCGCCGCCUACAUGGGCCACCAGGAGGCGGUGGAGAUCCUGCUGGAGCACGGGGCCCUGGUGGACGUGCAGGACGGGGAUGGGCGGACGGCCCUGUCCGUCGCCGCCCUCUGCGUGCCCUCCGCCGCCGGGGGGCGGGGCUACGGCGACGUGGUGAGCCUGCUGCUGGAGAAGGGCGCCGACCCCGCCCACAGGGACCGGGACGGCAUGACCCCACUGCUGCUGGCCGCCUACGAGGGCCACGCCGAGGUGGUGGAGCUGCUGCUGGAGGCCGGGGCCGACGUGGACGAGAGCACCGGGCCACGCGGCUCCGCCUCGGCCGCCGUGACGCCGCUGCUGGCCGCCGCCUCCAUGGGCCACAUGGCGGCGGUGAGCGCCGUGCUCUUCUGGGGCGCGGCGGUGGACGGCAUCGACGGGGAGGGCCGCACGGCGCUGAGCCUGGCGGCCGCGCGGGGCAGCGUGGAGGUGGUGCGGGCGCUGCUGGACCGCGGCCUGGACGAGAACCACAAGGACGACAUGGGCUGGACGCCGCUGCACGCCGCCGCCUGCGAGGGCCACAGGGGCGUCUGCGCCGCCCUGACGGAGCCGGGCAGCAUGGCGCGGGUGGGCGAGCUGGACAACGAGGGCCGCACGCCGCUCAUCCUGGCCGCCCAGGAGGGCCACUGCGGCACGGUCAGGCUGCUGCUGGACCGCCGCUCCCCCAUUGACCACCGGGCCUACGACGGGCACUCCGCCCUGAGCGCGGCCGCGCUGGAAGGCCAGGCGGAGGUGGCGGAGCUGCUGAUGAGGCGCGGCGCCGACACGGACGUGCGCGACGCCGAGGGCCGGCCGCUGCUCUACCUGCUGGUGCUGGAGGGCCGCGUGGACAUGGCCGCCCUGCUGAUGGAGAAAGGCGGCGUCCCCCUGGAGUCCCGGGACGCAGAGGGCCGCGCGGCGUUGCAUGUGGCGGCCUGGCACGGCAGCCUGGAGGCCGCGGAGCUGCUCCUGAGGCGCGGGGCCGAUCCCAACGCGCGGGACGGGGAGGGACGCCCGCCCCUGCACUCCGCCGCCUGGAGGGGCCACGCCGAGGUAGCCUGUCUGCUGCUGGAGGCCGGCGGCGCCGACGUGGACCUGGCCUGCCGCCAGCAGGGGGCGACGGCGCUGUGCAUCGCCGCUCAGGAGGGGCACGCGGACGUGGUGGCCGUGCUGCUGGAGAAAGGGGCGAACCCGGAGCACGCGGACCAGUACGGCCGGACCCCGGUGAAGGUGGCCGGCAAGAGGGGCCACGCGCGGAUCGUCCGGCUCCUGGAGAGCUACGGAGCCAAGCCUUAUGCGGGCAUCCUGCCCUCCCCACCCUGCGGAAACCCCCCGCCCUUCCAGACCUCCACCCUCAAAACCCACUCCUCGGCCAGUUCGGGGAGCGCCGGGGAGCCGACGCCCAGGGCCCCCGAGGCGCCUCCGGCCUCCGCCUCCCUCUCCUGCUCCCCGGACUCCACGGCCGAGCGCUUCCACUCCACCCAGAGCUCGCAGACCUCGUCCUCCACCUGCCACUCACUGGCCACGGUGCAGACGGUGCCGGCCGACAGCCUGAGCUUCACCCAGCAGAUCCAGCAGCACUCUCUGCCCCGCAGCCGUAGCCGCCCCGCCACCCUGCUCCCGCCCGGCUCUGCCUCCAACAGUCUCUAUGGCAGCAACCGCAAGCCACGCCCCCAGGCCACCUCCCCUCCCGCAGCCGACCCCCUCAUCGAGUCCCCCGCCGCCGCUGCGCUGUCCCAUAAGCCCCAAAAAGGCUUCAGCUCGCCGGGAGAAGCCGACUGGCCCGUCAAGCCCAAGACCCCGGAUCUGAAGAGCGCGGGGCUGGAGAGAGAGGACAAGAGGCAGGGGAGGUGGAACUCGGUCAUGGCCUCUCUGGGGGUGACUCCUGGACAGGACUGCCCCUCCAGACCUCCGAAAACCAGGGAGAGCCCCCUCUUCGGGUACCCCGUCCAGCUGGAGGGCCAAGCCCAGGGAGAGGCGCGGGACGGCCCUCGGAAGAGCUCCCUGUCACCCCCGUUCGGCUUCCCCGUGGGGUCCUCCCCCAGUGCCUUAUCCCCGGAGUCUGCCAUCCCCCUCACCACCACAGACCCCCAGCUCAACCUGAAGCAGGCCAUCAAGCUGCAGUUCGAGGGGCCCACCAGUGCCGCCAUAUACAAGCGGGAGACGCCGCUCUGAGGUGAGAGCGGUGGGCACGGAGACGCGGCACUCCGAGGAGCAGCCGCUGCACAGGCUAACUGUUCUGAGGUCAGUUUGCCGCUGGCAGGGGAGGGGAGCCGAUCCCACCGGCGCUCCGCUCUGCGCCAGCCACGGACGGGAGGAACCCGGAGGACUUGAAAAGACGCACUGUUUACAUUCCAGCUUUUUCCCUUUGUCCUCCUGCGAGGAGAGAGCAGCUGUCACCCCCUCCCUCGCCCCAGCCCGCAGGAAUUCACUUCUGUUUCAGCCAUGGCUUCGUAUCGUACUGGAGGAAUGACCGAACGAGCAGGGGGGAGGGGAUUUUUUUUCUGAGGGAAUGGGGGGGGGCUAUCGCACACCGUUCCCAGAACAAUCAGAAACGGGUGUGCGAGGUGAUGACGUGCUUCUCUCUCUUUUUGUUGUUUUGUUUUUUUUUCCGCUUCCUCUAACCCCUGCUCCGGACACAAGCGUUGUGUGAGGGAAGGUCACGGCUGGACACAAGGCUGCACCUGAGUGUGGACAGAGCAGCAGUCGGGCUGGCGGUGCCGCUGUUCGGAGGCGUAGCGGGAAUGUUCACCACCAUCGAUCACGGAGGGGGGAGGCGCUCGUUUGAAAUGCCAAAAUGGAAACCUCGGGACAGGCUCGGACCUAGAAUCGGACGGUGUACUAAAGCCAAAACAUUUUUUUUUUUCUGAAAUGAAUCUGUCAGUCUGUUACCCAGAGCAGUCCUUUUCAGGCGUGAUAAAAAAACCUAAACGUGUCAACGUUUUCAAGAAUAACAAUUAUGACGUGCCAAGGUAUUUACGGCCUCGACCUUUGUCAGAGGGCCUAGUGUUCGCAUUUCACCUGGAAUACGACCCGUUAUUCUAAGUGUCCACACAAUUCUGUCAACAUUUGUCUUUAGGAGCGCUGAAGCCAACAGAGGCAAUAAUGUGCAACCUUAUAAUCUGUGAAAGGGCUUGAACUCAGGGUUUAUGACCAGGGCCAUAAAUACCUUUGGCCGGGAGUGGAGAGACAAGAGCGGAUUAUUGGUAAUGCCAAAGAGAGUAUGGCAGGUCAUUUUUAUGCCAUUAUCGAAUUUUCCUUGGCUAAAUAUUAACGCCAUGCUCAAAUUAAAAAAUGUAACUUGAAGAGGUUCUGAAUGACUGCGAAACAUGCAGGGCCAUGGAGACCUGGUGCUGAGCUUAGUGCUAUGCUGUGUGUGAGAGAAGAUGUGCUUGGAGCUUCUCCUAACUGAAACACUGACUCGGAGGGGGAAGGAGAAAGGGGGGGAGGUGAUCGAGUCAGAGUCACGGCAACAGCAGUGGAUCGGCGCCGUCGGUGGACAGGAAGCCGCUGUCUCUCAGCGCCAGCUCCUGGAGUGCGUGUGUGUGCGUGGGUUGGUGUGUGUAUAGGGGGGAUGUGGUGUGGAUAAUACACAGGGAAGUUUAACAUGUCUAUAAUAGUGCUGGAGCUCAAGAGUGUGCUCCCAGCAUGCCUUAGUGAUACGUGUAAGGGUGCCGUAGGUCCAGUGCUGUUUUGUAUGGAAGAGGCAGAGGUAGAGAGAGUGUCAUCAACGACACUCAUCAAACAUUUGAACAGUGUGACGUGAUUGUUUUUUUUUUUCUUUCCUCCUCAGUGGAGGUAGAUGGAGAUUUGAGGAGGUCUGGGUGAUAUGGCCACCUUCUGU